AUGGAUCAAUUUAAUAGAACUGACAACUCUAUCAAACCUACUAAUUCCCAUAGUGUGACCCAAGGUUUCGAAAUGGAUGAACACAAAUUAAAUCUUGCUCAUUAUCUUUGGCUUUCCUGUAGCUGUCUUCUUGCUUCCCAGUAUCUCUGGCUUUCCGGUGUUGUCUUUAGAGCUGGACAUCGAAUCAGGUGGGUCUUCUCCAUUUCCUCCUCUGGUGAACACCGAAUCAGCUGGACACCUAAUCAGGGCUGGACACCGAAUCAGGUGGGUCUUCUCCGGCUAGACACCGAAUCAGGUGGGUCUUCUCCAUUUCCUCCUUUGAACACCGAAUCAGAGCUGGACACCAAAUCAGGUGGGUCUUCUCCAUUUCCUCCUGUAGGUUACAUUUCAGAUGGGUCUUCUCCAUUUCCUCAUGUAGGUUACAUAUGGUGGGUCUUCUCCGUUUCCUCCUGUUUCACAUCAGGUGGGUCUUCUCCAUUUCCUCCUGUAGGUUACAGAUCAGAUGGGUCUUCUCCAUUUCCUCAUGUAGGUUACAUAUGGUGGGUCUUCUCCGUUUCCUCCUGUUACAUAGAGUAUAUGUGGGUUGAGUGUAUACUCUCAAUCUGUGAAGGUGUUUUGAUGGUUGAGUGUAUACUCCCAAUCUUUGAAGGUGUUUUGCCAGGCAAUCCGUCCUCUAAACUCAGCAACGGCUUCGAUUCUUGGCCAUUACGUAGUCUAAACUCAGCAACAGAUUCCAUUCUUGGCCAUGGUAGUCUAAACUCAGCAACGGCUUCGAUUCUUGGUAACCGUGUCAGUCGGGUAUGUCGGAGAGUGCCACUGUCCACUGUUUCUCUAGUACGUAGUCUAAACUCAGCAACGGCUUCGAUUCUUGGCCAAGGUAUGUCGGAGAUUGCCACUGUCCACUGUUUCUCCUUUGUCGAGCUUUGA
This is a messenger RNA of Rodentolepis nana, 927 nucleotides long. NCBI's taxonomy places the organism in Eukaryota, Metazoa, Platyhelminthes, Cestoda, Cyclophyllidea, Hymenolepididae. The record is from the annotation of a GenBank genome assembly.